GUUCUGAAGGGAUUUAUUCGGUUGCAGGAACCGGGUUUCUCAUGUUAGGAUGGAAUUUCUACGUUUUUGUAACUUGAUUUAAAUUUAUUUAUUUAUUUAGUUGUUUACAAAUAUUAAUUUUACACAUGACUAUACGCAAUGAUAUCCUAUGUACCUACAAUUUGCGUCCGAAAACUCGGACAAAUGGGCUUUAAAGAAGCAUUUCGAUUACAAAAAGAGGCAUAUCAAAAUGUUUUGGAAACAAUAUAUAAUUCUAGUACAAAAUUUGCAAAUGGGUAUUUACUUUUGGUUGAGCAUGACCCAGUAUACACAGUAGGUAUUCGAAACAAACAAUACAUUCAAGAUGAACAAAAAUUAAAAGCACUGGGAGCAGAUUAUAUAGUUACAGACCGUGGUGGUUUAAUUACCUUUCAUGGACCUGGCCAGUUAGUUUGUUAUCCAGUAAUUUACCUAGGGAACUUCUGUGCCAAGAAAAGCAUUAAAUGGUAUGUUAGACAGUUAGAGAACUGCGUUAUUGGAACGUGUGUUGAUUUUGGCUUAAAAGCUACCUUAACUAAUGAUGUCGGAAUAUGGAUAGAUAACAAAAAAAUAGCAGCAAUUGGUAUUCAUGCUUCCCGUUACAUCACAACGCAUGGUGUUGCAAUUAAUAGCAAUGUAGAUUUAAAUUGGUUUAGUCACAUUGUUCCAUGUGGUCUUGUAGAUAAAGAUGUAACAUCUUUAUCCGAAGAACUGCAGCGAAAUGUCACUGUUGAAGAAACUAUGCCUGUUUUCUUACGUCAUUUUAAAAAGCAUUUUCCUUGUGAAUUUUUAUAUGAAAAUUAAUAUUAUGGAAUAAAGUUUAUUAAAUGUUA
This is a messenger RNA of Stegodyphus dumicola, 851 nucleotides long. RefSeq names its product Lipoyl(octanoyl) transferase 2 (gene Lipt2). Gene Ontology annotation, biological process: protein lipoylation. Gene Ontology annotation, molecular function: lipoyl(octanoyl) transferase activity. NCBI's taxonomy places the organism in Eukaryota, Metazoa, Arthropoda, Arachnida, Araneae, Eresidae. The record is from RefSeq and is a predicted model, not a curated record.